Funneliformis geosporum is the source of this 2208-nucleotide messenger RNA. The record is from the annotation of a GenBank genome assembly. Lineage: Eukaryota; Fungi; Glomeromycota; Glomeromycetes; Glomerales; Glomeraceae.
AUGAAUUACGGUACAAUCCCCAAUGCGAAUUCUGGCGACGGCAAUUCAAGCGGCCCUAUCAAAAAAUCAACAUGUACUUCUAUAGCUGAAUUCCUCGAAUCCAGUGCCAUGCAAUGGAUUAUCUUAAUUGUGGUAACUGCGGGCAUGCUCGCUCUAAUGGGCAUAACCAUAAUCAAAUUUCAUCCGGAUGACACCUCCCUCAUCGGACUCUUAUCAAACUUGAUAUUCGUUAUCAACAUUGUGUUCCUAGUUGAAAUUUUUCUAAGAUUUAUCGUAUUUGGCCCAACCUACUUCUAUAAUGGAAAGUAUGGCCCUUUACAUGGUUUGGACGCUUUGGUGGUCCUUGCAACGUUCGGUCUCGUACUCUUCUUUGAGGAUAAAGAUAAAGAAAUGGUCGAAUUAUUAUUGUUGCUACGGUUGUGGCGUAUAAUUAAGAUAUGGAAUGUAGAAGGGAUCGACUACAUCAAAAAAUCCGAACCCCCUGCUUUACAUGUUUUAUUCGUUAUGGAUCGAGGUGGCUCGAUGGGUGCUUCUGAUAUCACCCCGCAGAAAAAUUCUCGUAAUUACAACAACUUACGAACCUCUCAUAAUAAUCGCCUUGGAGCUGCGUAUGAUGCGGUUUAUUCAUUCAUGGAAACUCGAUUGCAAACAUUUCAAAAAAACACAGGAACUCCAUUGAUUGCUGGCCGGGAUAAAGUAUCGCUUAUUCUUUUCGAUGAUAAAGCAGAUGUAGCCAUUGACAACAAAAACAUGGAAAUCAAUUUACUCUUCGAAAAGAUGCUUGAAUAUAAAGCCACAAAAGGCCGCUCCGAUUAUAAUGUCGCCAUUAAUAAAGUAGACGAACUUGUCACCAAAAAUUUUGAUGUCACAAGGCUAAACGUUGUAAUCUUUUUCUCGGAUGGGGAAGUGGAAUUGUCUGAAUUCAACAAUUUGGACUCGAUUUGUAAACGCAAUGCCGAAAAAAGUUUUCCGUUAUACUUCUAUACUGUCCAUUUUGGUCCAGAUACCGGAAGCGAUACUUUGGAAAUGAUGUCCAACGUCGCUAAAUCAUAUAACCCACAGGGACCCUUAUCCUCUCAGUUUACAAUUGUCAUGGACGAGGUUAUGUUAAACAACCUUCUCAUUAGGAUGGCGAUCGCUUUACGAGAUCUUAAUGCGGCAAUGCGAGAGAUACGUUGGUGGAUAGUUCAGUUAACUUUAUUUGCUCAUACCUUGAUUGAUGAUCCAUUGGAUGAACAUUUAACCCCGUAUAAAAGAGAACGAAAUGAAAGAAUUCCAGUUGCACUUAAACGACUUCAUAAUUCUAAAUCUGUAUCGAAAGAAUUUUUGGAUGAGCUUAAAGCACAUCAUAGAUGUGCAACAUAUGGGAUGCGAUUUCUCAAAUGUUAUGGAAUUAGUAGACAUCCAGAAAAAAAUGAUUUGGUCAUGGUUAUGCAAUUCGCCAAAGGUGGUAACCUUCGUCGAUAUUUACAAAAAAAUCCAGACCUUGAUUGGCAAAAAAAAUUAGACAUCUUGCACUUUAUUGUUCAUGAUCUUGAAGCACUUCAUAAUGCAGGAUUAGUACACAGAGAUUUUCAUAGCGGAAACGUUAUUAUGCGUGGUACUUGGGCAUAUUUAAGUGACCUUGGAUUAAGUAGUCCAGUUAAGAGAGACGUUUCAAAAGAAGUUAUUUAUGGUAUUAUGCAAUAUAUCGCACCGGAAGUUUUAAGAGGAAAACAUUAUACACCCGAAGCUGAUAUUUAUAGUUUUGGUAUUAUACUGGCUGAAAUAGCAUAUACGGAUAAAGCCUUUUUUCAUGCAAAAAGAGAUGAAAUAUUGGCCAUAUAUAUUAUUAAACAUAAUAGACGUCCUAAAGUACCAGAAGGAACACCAAAUUGUUAUCGUGAUUUAAUGGAAAGGUGUUGGGAUAGUAAUAAGGAUAAACGGCCUAAAGUUCAUAAAAUCAAAUCCAUUCUGGAUCAAUGGCGUCAUAAUCCUCCCUAUAGUGUUCUUCAAGAAUUUAGAGAAAGUGAUAAAUUACCUAAGACGCUUCCUACUGAUGAAGAAGCUGCUACUAAUGAACCUGCUCACAAUGCUGUUCCUAUACAUACUAAAGCGAUUAACACUGCUAUGGGAAUCGAAACUUCUGUUAGAAAUCAUGACGAAUUUCAAAGACAAUCUAAUCUAUAUACUGGAACCUCUAUUGUAGAUCCGGGAAUGACAAGGUAA